Messenger RNA from Argentina anserina (silverweed cinquefoil), 2524 nucleotides. RefSeq names its product serine carboxypeptidase-like 50. Gene Ontology annotation, biological process: proteolysis. The transcript has a single exon. The record is from RefSeq and is a predicted model, not a curated record. Gene Ontology annotation, molecular function: serine-type carboxypeptidase activity. Bases 390 to 1730 code for a protein of 446 amino acids. NCBI's taxonomy places the organism in Eukaryota, Viridiplantae, Streptophyta, Magnoliopsida, Rosales, Rosaceae.
GUUUUUGAUCGAAGCUCUUCAUUUGUAUCUUUGUUUUACUGCACAUACGAUCUCUUUACAUUCUUUAAUCUUCUAAAAUUUACAGAAGUGUCGUGCCUUUGGUAAGAACAAGAUUUACGAUGGUAAAAAGAAAAACCAAUCCAAUGACUGAGAAUCAUUACAGAACGAGUCAAGCUCGACUAAUAUUGAUUAAAGAAAACCAUUGAAACUUGGCAUCAUCUAUCAUUUUGUUCGGGUAUAUUUGGCUCCAUCUUGUUGAUGAAGUAGGAAAAAAAAAUCAAGAUCAGCUUUGGACACACUCAGGUCACCACUCUCAACAGGCAAGCGUAGUAGCUUUCCAACCUUAUCAUCACUUGGACAAUUCAACAUUGUACACUCCAAAGUCUACAAUGAAGUCAACACCUCCAAACCUCCUCUGUUUCUCCCUCUCCCUCCUCCUCCUCCUCCGCCACACCACAGCCUCAUCACCGCCGCCUCUCCUCCCCAAACAAGCCCUCCCCACAAAGUCAGGCUACCUCAAAGUUAGCCCCACCUCAAACUCCGCCAUAUUCUACACUUUCUAUGAAGCUCAAACCCCAAUCUCACCUCUCUCUCAAACUCCACUCCUCAUUUGGCUCCAGGGCGGCCCUGGCUGCUCCUCCAUGAUCGGCAACUUCUUCGAGCUCGGUCCUUGGCGUGUUAACUUCCACAAGAAGUCAUCUGAUCCCCUUGCCUUGGAGCCCAACUCUGGCUCUUGGAACCGCAUUUUCGGCUUGCUUUUUCUUGACAACCCCAUCGGCACAGGAUUCAGCAUUGCUGCGAAGCCUGAAGAGAUACCACCUAAUCAGUUUGGAGUCGCCAAGCAUCUCUUUGCUGCAAUCACCAAGUUUGUUGAGCUUGAUCCUUCUUUUAAGUCGAGGCCUAUUUACAUUACUGGUGAGAGCUAUGCAGGGAAGUAUGUACCAGCUAUUGGUUACUACAUUUUGAAGAGGAAUGCCGAGCUGAGUGAGACUCAGCGUGUGAAUUUAGCCGGUCUUGCUAUCGGAGAUGGACUAACAGACCCGGUGAUUCAAGUGGCUACUCAUGCCGACAAUGCUUACUACUCUGGUUUGAUCAAUGAGAGGCAGAAGGGUGAGCUGGAGCAGCUUCAAUCUGAGGCGGUGAGGUUCACUAAGGCGAGGAAUUGGAGUGCGGCAGUGACUGCCCGAGACAGAGUUUUGAGGAGGCUGCAAAAUAUGACAGGGCUGGCUACAUUGUAUGACUACACAAAGAAUGCCAACUACGCGACUACCUUGGUUGUGGACUUGUUGAGCCACAAGGAAGUGAAAAAAGCGUUAGGGGUGUCCAAUGUGUCCAUUACGUUCGAGGAGUGUAGUUAUUUGGUGGGAGAUGUGUUGAUUGAGGAUGUGAUGAAGAGUGUGAAAUACAUGGUGGAGUUUCUUGUGAAUAAGACUAAGGUGUUGCUGUACCAAGGACAGUAUGAUUUGCGGGACGGCGUGUUUUCCACCGAGGCUUGGGUGAAGACCAUGAAAUGGGAGGGGAUAGAGAAGUAUCUGGCAGCUGAUCGGAAUGUGUGGAAGUUGGGUGGAGAAACUGCUGGUUAUGUUCAAAAGUGGGGGAGUUUGAGCCAAGUUGUGGUUUCAGGUGCUGGUCAUCUUUUGCCUGCUGAUCAGCCAUUGAGGGCUCAGGCUAUGAUUGAAGACUGGGUUUUGGAUUCAGGGUUGUUUGCCAAUGUUCAAGAGGCUAUAUAGUCUCGUCUGUCAUCAGUCAUCACUAUGUGUCUGUGUUCUUGAAUAUUGAGAUUUGUGGUUUCUAUUGUUCCACUGCUGUAUCACUAUUAGAUUUUCGGGCACCAUUCAGCUUAAGCGUGCUUCAUAAUAUUUAAUAAACCAAUCCCCUGCUACAUAUGAUGAUCAAAUAGGUUCACAUUGUUUCAGGCCCUUAGCCCUUAAUCUGUUACAUAACUAUGUAUUCAAAGCUUUGCCCAGAAAAUUAGUUGGCGUCAAAACAAAGACUGGAACUUCGGCCUAUCCUCUGGCUUAAAUUUUCAACCUGAACUUCUGCUAUAUAUGCACAAACAUCCAAUAUGAUACAGAAACCAAUGAUUCAUAAUUUGUAGAAACAUUUAAUACUUAUAAUCUAAAUACCCAGAAACUAAAAUGUAAUGGCUAAUGGAGGCGGGUUUAUGAAGAGAGAAAAUGGGAAGGGGAAAAGGAACCUGAACUUAAUUGGGUCAGACCCUCCUAAGAACCAAAGCUCCAGUUCCACAAACCCAUUAAGCACAUAACCCGUACUAUGAUGCCAUCGUCAAAAAAAAGACUUGAUCUUUAGGGCUGGAACGGCAGGGAGUCCUGUAGAAAACCUACAAGCAAUAACAGAGCCACCGAUUUCACGCAUAGAUGCAUGAAAGCUCUGCCCUUUUUGCCUCAGCCCUUUCCAUAACAUUGACACACUUCAAAUGUAAGCAAACAAGAAACUAAGAACAACUGGGAGAAAGGACUCAAAUGAGGCUACAUCAAACAGAGUAACUGAUAAGUUGAAACCC